ACUCCGGUUGGGCGGUUCUUGCAAUUAGGGUUAGGGUUUUUCUUACUCUCUGUCUCUCUGUAUCAGCUCUUGGGUGUCCAUGGAUCCAAUCUCCAAGAAACGGAAGCCCGACGACAAUGGCGCCCUUUCCUCGAACCUUACUCUGGACGAAGCUCGUCGUCUAAUCGAUUCCUUCUCGCGCGAUCAGCUCCUUGACAUCGUCUCCUCCGCCAUCUGCUCCGGCGCCGGCCCCGUCCUCGACGCCGUUCGCCCCAUCGCGGAUGGCGAUCCAGCCCGUCGCAAGUUGUUCGUUCGUGGCCUUGGUUUGGAGACCACCUCCGACUCUCUUCGCGUACUCUUCUCGAACUAUGGUCAGGUAGAGGAGGCCGCCGUCAUCUGCGACCGCGCCACCGGCCGGAGCAAGGGCUAUGCUUUCGUGACCUUCCGGCACGCGGAUGCCGCGCUGCUCGCCCUCCGCCAGCCUAGUAAGCAGAUAGGAGGUCGCAUGACUGUUACCCAGCUUGCCUCUGCUGCUGCUGCUGCUGCUGCUCCUGCUCCGGCGGAGGAUGUGGCGGCGAGGAAGAUUUAUGUGGGGGGUGUGCCGGCGGAGAUGCCAGCGGAGAGGCUGCUUUCUCACUUCUCGUCGUAUGGGCUGGUGGAGGAAGGACCCCUGGGUUUUGAUAAACAAACAGGUAAAUUUCGGGGAUUCGCUCUGUUUGUCUACAAGACGGUGGAGGGCGCACAGGCGGCGCUGCUGGAGCCGAGCAAGAACAUUGAUGGGCAUUCGUUGGUGUGUAAACUCGCUAAUGAUGGGAAGAAGGGGAGACCUGGAGGUGCACCUAAUGGACCUCAUGGUCAGCAGGUUGGUGCUGGUGGUGAUGGUUCCGGGCUUGGUUUACAGCCGGGAUCACUUUCAAGCCAGUUUGGUGGUCCUGGUGGUGGUCUCUCAUCGUACCAGCCCCUGAACUCAGCUAUGGGUGGCCCUGGGCUAUCUUCAGUUGAGGGCAUGGGUGGGAGUUAUCGAGGAGGUAUUGGUGGGUCUUAUGGUUCUUCAGGGCAGUAUGGUGGACCUGGAUAUGGUGGUGUUGGGUAUGAUGGAUUAGGGAUGGGUGCUUCACAGUAUCGAUUGGGGCCGGGGUCUGGUGGGCUGCCCUCUGGAGUUCAUCCUGAGGGUGGCAAAUAUGGUUUGUCAUCCUCUAUGUAUCAGAGUCAGCAUCACCAGGGAGGAGGUUCUUCACCAGGACGGAGAGUGCCUGCAGGAGGUUAUCCAAACAUGCCACCUUACUAUUAGGUGUGUAAUCAAUCAUGGGAGCAAAUGCUUGAGAUGGUUGUGCUGAAUGCCAAAUGUUAUCUGCUUUGACGAAUGGUUGGAAUGCUUCUAGUCUGCUUCGAUGCUAUAUGUUGGUUCUUAUUUUGUAAUGAGUAAUUUUAUUCUAUGUUGCUAUGUUAUGGUUGGUUGAAUUGAUUAUCAUCUGCUUCACUGUUUAUGACUUCUCUUUUCUUUUCUUUUAUAUAUGCUGAAACCGUCUAUGAAUAGAUAGUUUUCUGUUCUUGUCCUCUUCGCAAUA
This is a messenger RNA of Dioscorea cayenensis subsp. rotundata (Guinea yam), 1547 nucleotides long. Its product is annotated as UBP1-associated protein 2C-like. Gene Ontology annotation, molecular function: RNA binding. The record is from RefSeq and is a predicted model, not a curated record. NCBI's taxonomy places the organism in Eukaryota, Viridiplantae, Streptophyta, Magnoliopsida, Dioscoreales, Dioscoreaceae.